Messenger RNA from Fusarium musae, 459 nucleotides. RefSeq lists its product as uncharacterized. The transcript has 3 exons. The record is from RefSeq and is a predicted model, not a curated record. The coding region runs from base 1 to 459 and encodes 152 amino acids. NCBI's taxonomy places the organism in Eukaryota, Fungi, Ascomycota, Sordariomycetes, Hypocreales, Nectriaceae.
AUGCCUCCCCAGCGAGGAACCUUCAAGGAGUGGGAGCGCAGACAUGAUGAGGAAAAGGUUCGUCUGUACGAGAUCCCAGUCAAUACCCGCAUGAACUUGGAAAAGAGACCUGCAACUUUCAAGCAAGUCCAAAGACGCGAGGACGAAAUGCGUCCCAUGGAUAGGAAGGAUGCUGUCCGGAAGGAGCUCAACGAUCCAGGUGUCUUUCAGGGUGUCAUCACUGGCAACGUUGAGACUGGCCAGGUCUAUGGUCUUCAGGGCGUGAUAUACCAUCCAGAACAAAACCCUCGUGGUUUCAGAAGGUCUCCUAUCGAGCCGUUGGAUCGAGAGGGGAGGCAGUUCUUGCGCCGCUUCGAGGAUGAUGCUGCUGAUUUUAAUCGUGUGACUACUCGGCCUCCGAGGGAUGAGGAUGCAAGUGAUCUUCAGGAGACCAGGAUGGGUAAUAUUUUGAUGGUGUAA